AUUAAUUUGUGGUCAGCAAAUGCGUUAACAAAAUUCAUUUAAACUGUUGUUUAACUUAUCAAAGUUUAUAAAAAGCUAUUAACUUAGCCAAGAGCGUGAAAGCAGCUUACAACGUUUUAUUGUCAGAAGCCAGUUUUACAGUUAUAACGGCUACAAUAUGUCGGCAGAGGAGCUGGCGCCAAUUAACGAAAACGACCUGAAGGAUCUAAAGCAGCGUAUGAAACUUAUAGCAGACGCAGAUCCUACUCAAUAUCACAAUGAGUUCUCACUGCGACGCUAUCUGCGCGCCUUCAAGACCACAGAUGACGCAUUCCAAGCCAUAUUGAAGACGAACAAGUGGCGUGAGUCAUAUGGUGUGGCCAAGCUCAAUGAAAUGGAACGCGGCCACUUGGAAAACAAGGCGCGCGUCUUGCGGCAUCGCGACUGCAUUGGACGUCCCGUUAUCUAUAUACCAGCCAAGAAUCACGGGUCCUCGGAACGCGAUAUAGAGGAGCUGACACGCUUUAUAGUCUACAAUCUGGAGGAGGCUUGCAAAAAGUGCUUCGAGGAAGUUACCGAUCGUCUUUGCAUUGUCUUUGAUUUGGCAGACUUUAGUGUCUCCUGCAUGGAUUACCAGCUGGUGCAGAAUCUAAUCUGGCUGCUGGGCAAGCAUUUUCCUGAACGCCUGGGAGUUUGCCUCAUCAUCAAUGCGCCCGGAAUCUUCUCCACGGUGUGGCCUGCCAUACGCGUAAUGCUGGAUGACAAUACCGCCAAGAAGGUCAAAUUUGUGAGCAAUGAGACGGAGCUUUGCCAGCAUCUUAUACCGGAUAUAUUACCCACGGAUAUGUAAAAAGAAACCAAUGCUUUCCAUAUUUAGUUGUAGUGCAACAUAUCUUCAGAGCUACCUAAUGGAAACCCAGUACCUAACGCUGUAUUUAAAUAUCUAUGCAGAAAAGAAAGCUUUCCACAAAAAUUAUAGUUUACAAGCAAUGAUUAUAGUAUAUUCUAUAAUCUUGGUAACAACAAAUUUAUGUCUUUAAAAAUGUAGCAAAUU
Drosophila busckii is the source of this 1033-nucleotide messenger RNA. Its product is annotated as CRAL-TRIO domain-containing protein C3H8.02. The record is from RefSeq and is a predicted model, not a curated record. The transcript is spliced from 2 exons. The coding region runs from base 158 to 829 and encodes 223 amino acids. NCBI's taxonomy places the organism in Eukaryota, Metazoa, Arthropoda, Insecta, Diptera, Drosophilidae.